Molecule: messenger RNA, 1077 nt
Organism: Colletotrichum lupini
Lineage: Eukaryota; Fungi; Ascomycota; Sordariomycetes; Glomerellales; Glomerellaceae
Exons: 8
Coding region: 1-1077 (358 amino acids)
Source: RefSeq, a predicted model, not a curated record
AUGAGAGGAAAAUCCAAUCGCCAAGAUCGCUGGCUAGCCACGAGUGAUAAGCUUUGCCAAGAGGAACAGAGCCAAGACGGGCAGCCCGGUGGCAAUCACGACACAUUCGUACCUUACCAAAGAACACAACACUCACUUAUUGCACCACCGAAGCCUGCCAAUUCGUCCGGCUGCAAGCUCCCAAAGACCAAGGUACGCACGAUUAUCUGCGGGGUUGAAUGGGGGCAACACCAUCUGGUACUUGGCCACUGGACUGGACAGUACCUAGAGCCAACAACAGGUUUUGGCCCGGCUGCCACCUGCCGUUCUGCUGAUUCUCUUGAUCCCCUUUUUGCGGACUCGGGAACGAUGCAAAUGGCCGAGAAGGGACGGACGGGAAGCUUGUUCCAAAGCAAAAGAAAAAUCAAUCCUAGCGCCUCAUAUCCGUCACAAAAGACAGGGCUACGCCGCCAAAGGACCUGCUUAGUGGUACGUACUCGGCCAGUCACCCAUUUGGACGUUGGCCCGCGUCCAUGGGUUGCGGAUGACCCGCAGUUCUCGCCCAAAGACUCUGCUCAUUGGACGUCUCUUGACCGGAUGGGUGAGCCCGGGGCAAGGGGCGUGGUUGCAAGAGGAAACGCCGUGCCCGGGGACCCUGGCACAGUGUGGGAUCCUUCCGCAGCGCUGGCCUUUCAUCAUUUCCUCAUCCAGCUCAGUGGCCGCCGAAGCAAGCCAGCCCUGGAGGCUGUCAGCACUGGGGCUCCUUCCGUUCUCCUCUCCGUCUUGGUAGCACAAACCGUCCGCGACGAUGAGACCGAAUUUCCUGAUGUCACCGCUCCCCCUGCUUUCAUCAAAGUCGAGUACCAGUCGAGGGGUUACACUCUUGUACUCAAGAGACGACUGGCCGGCCAUCUGAAUUGUGUACUUGAUCAGCGCGGCUGCCCUUCUCCGUGUCAGGGUGCUCCCCUCGAGACGGGGAGGCUUAGACACCCACCGUACCACCGCACCGUUCUCGUUCCCAGCUUCAGCCAACCCUCGCGGACACGCUCUUUCUUCACUUCAACGGUGGGCACGGCGAUGCAGCCUGCUAUUGACUAG